Messenger RNA from Sander lucioperca (pikeperch), 8556 nucleotides. Its product is annotated as oxygen-regulated protein 1. Gene Ontology annotation, cellular component: axoneme. The coding region runs from base 219 to 7790 and encodes 2523 amino acids. The record is from RefSeq and is a predicted model, not a curated record. The transcript has 4 exons. Gene Ontology annotation, biological process: intracellular signal transduction; retina development in camera-type eye; axoneme assembly. NCBI's taxonomy places the organism in Eukaryota, Metazoa, Chordata, Actinopteri, Perciformes, Percidae.
CACCUUUCUGAAGAGGAUUUCCAAGCAAUGCACUUGCAGUGCAGAUUAACUUGGCGCAAAGAUUAAGCAAAUUAACCAGGACGGUGCCUCCAGAAAUAAACUGUUGCUGUGCAGUUAGUUUGACAGCAGCCAUUAUGUACAGUAGAACACGGAAUAACAUUUCAAGGAUCCUUUCAAAACGGUUGGGAAUUUCAUGAUGCCGACGUAGCCAAUCAGCGAUGAUGAAUGAGACAGAGUUUCGGAGGAUCCUCCCUGACCAGUCUUCGGGCAGUGGGCACACCUUUAGCACCCCACGCACCUCAAGGAUCAUCGAUCCUAUCCUAUCGAAGAGAGUCUGCUUCUACAAAAGUGGAGAUUCUCAGUUCAAUGGCUUGCGCAUGGUCAUCAACAACCGCACCUUUAAAACAUUUGAUGCGCUCCUGGACAGUCUUUCUAAAAAGGUUCCCCUGCCGUUUGGGGUGAGGAACAUCACCACGCCCCGGGGGGUUCAUGCAGUCCAUACUUUGGAUGAACUGGUGGAUGGAAAAUCUUACAUUUGCUCCGACAGCCGUAAGGUAAAACCGAUCAACCUAGCACUGGCCAGGAAGAAGCUCCCGCCCUGGUACAACGCCAGGCCUGUUAGUUCCCGUCGUCGGACUGUGCAGCUGGGCAGGUCUUUCCCUGGCCAGAACAUGUUUGUGCGCACACCAAAGAGGCUACUGAUUUUUCGCAAUGGUGACCCCACUGUAAAACACACUGUGGUGCUUCACAAGAGGACUACACUCACUUUUGAGUCUAUCCUGGAACAUAUUUCAGAGCUGAUCCAAUUCCAGGUGUUGAAAUUACACACAGCGGAUGGCAGACGUGUGGAUAGUAUUCCAGGCUUGAUAUUGUGCUCUGGGACUGUAGUGGCUGUGGGUAGGGAGCCAUUCAGGCAUGCAAACUACAAUGCACAGAAAUCACCAGCUCCAACAAUGCUGCCGACCAAACGAAUGGGUCACAGAAGACUAAAGGCGUUAAAACGUAAAAAGAAGUCACUAUCAUACACUUCACAGUCAAGAAAUUUCUCCCCCUCAUCGGAGAGAUACAUUGUGAAUCGGAUCCAUAACUCCAUUGCAGGAAGUUCAUGCGACCUACCCAGUCACUCUGUCGAGGUCGAGUUGGAGUCAGGUCGUAUGCUGGAGUCAGUACCAGAAACACCUGACACCUGCCUUGGCGUCGGAGCUGAAGAGCAGGAGAGCCUGCUGCCCUCAGAUGAUGACAUUGAAAAGUCCUUUCGAGUGAACCAAGAUGGUAGUAUGACAGUGGAGAUGAAGGUGCGGCUGACAAUUAAGGAAGAGGAAACCAUCCAUUGGACGACCACUCUGUCACGCUCAAGUGUAGCCAAUCAGCUAAAUGGGACCUGCUUACCAGAGCCUGAGGCAGAACAGGAGAUAAGCUCACUUAAAUUAAACUCAUUAGAUUUACAAAGUCCUGCUGCCUCCAUCGACACCAUCAACAAAACUAAGGAUAACAAUGACGAAGAUCCACCAUCACUGGGCAAUAGAGCUUUCAGUGAGAGUAGUCAUGAAGAGGAUAAUAUCAAAGUACAAACUGAUGUGGUGUCCCCUAGGAGAGCUCCUACACCGGGGCACAAGCAAAUUACAAAAAAGCAAGUGGAGAGCCUAAAAUCAGUAACGGCAGAGGGGAUUCAGGAAGGUACGAUUGGUUCUUACUCCUACAGAGAGCGGACAGAAAAUGGAGCCAUGACAGAGCAGUACUGCAUGGUCAAACAGAGUAGCAGUAUACCAGUGCCCAAACCUAGAAAUCUUGGCUCUGUCGAUGCCAAAAAUAUAAACAGAAAUGUGUCCACAUUUAAAUCAGCAGGGAUGGCUGAAAUCCAACAGAUUGAAUCCAGUGGAGAGGAGGUCACUGAAACGGUCUUACAUGUAUAUGAACAGCAGACCUACCUUUGUUCACAGGGUGUGUCUGCUUCUGAGAUGCACUUUUGCAGGCCAGCUACUUCAGAAACUGGACAGCUCUCCUCCAGUAAUGAGUUUGAACCCCAGCUCUGGAGACCAUCGACAGCUUCUGAGUCAAUUAGCAUCUGGAGAACUGAGAGCAUGUCAGUAACACCUGAUUUCACCUUGCCUUCACUGAGGACUGGUGCAAUUCAAGCAACAAAUGCUCAACAACAAUUCCCAAAGCCCACUAAAGGCAAAGACAAGCCCCAACAAAGAGAAGUCAAUAAAGAUAAGAGGCUUUCCCCAAAACCCAAAGCAAUCAACAAACGUGUUCAACGACUUAUGUCACCAGGGAAAAGACAAAAAGAAAGUUCUGCAGGAGCAACCAAGAAAAGUAAGAAAGUGAAAACUUUCUCCAGUGCUGGGUUCAUUAAGAAAAUUUAUGGGAAUAAAUCAAAAUCAGCAAAAAGAGUGAUGAAGCUUAAAAAGGUACCAACACAAAAUGACAGGGGUGUUACAACAAAGAGCUCACAACUGUCUAAAGACACAAUACAAUGUAUUCUCAAAGACCCAAGCAUACCAUCAGCAUUGAAAGAAACUAUGAGUGAGACAGUUCCUUUUGAAAAAAUCUGCCUGAAUGUUGCUCCAAAUGAUGUAAGCCAACCACGGGGAAUACUGACACGGCAGACAUCAAUGCAUCAGGAGAUAAAGAACGAAAAAGAGUGCUGUGAGAUCAGCAAAAACAUGCCACUGCCUGCUUUUAACUCCUCUAGCUUUGUUACCAAUGAAUAUGUGGAAAACUGGCUGGAGAAAGCCCACCUUAACCCCACAGCCUACCCAGAUGAGGAAAGUAAAAAAUUAGAAGCAGUCGUUCUUGUACAAACAGAAAGUGACAGCAGGUGUGGGGAGUCUGAAAAUAAGAAUGGCUUUAUAAUUGUGGCACAGGAGGUAAAGUGUUUAGACUACACAUCAGAAAUACAAUCUCUAAAAACUGACCUACUGCCUGAGAAUGAGCUAGGAGCAUCUGUCAAACAAAAAAUCCAGUCCUUUGAAAACAAAUCGCCAAGUCCAUCAAUGGAGAAAACCCCCGUCAAUCAGCAAAUCGCCAAUAAUCAAACAAACACAGAAAACUACAGUAGUUUAGCUCAGAAUAAUAUAGAAGAAAUAAAGCCUCUCUCGACUCAUAACUGUUCUGAAAAAAUUCCACCUACUAAUGAGAUGGCAACAGAAAUGCCAUCAGACAGUGAAAUAGAAAAUAAAUCCAAUCCGAUUAAAAUGUCAUUUCAAGAAGCAACACCUUCCAAUACACUUUCAAUGGAUCUACCACCACCACCAUCACCACCACCUGCUGAAAAUACAGAGCUGUCAAACACUGAAUACUGCAGGAUGGAUGCAUUCUCAGUGGUCAGCAGCCCACUAUACAGGCUCUCAUCUGUUAGCAGUCAAACAUCAGAUAAUAAUCCAUUAUCCAUCAGCCCUACAUCUGACAAGGCCAUAUCACCUACCGACCACAGAAUGGAAAUGACAACAUCAAUUCAGACUGACAUUCCUUCCACGCAGAGGAAAGCAACAUUACCAAGAGCUCCAUCUAUUAAACGGGCCCCUUUGGUCAGUAAUAUAUCGUUUGACAGGAAAAUGUCUCUCAGAAAGGCUUGCCUGGAUAAAUAUACUUUAUGUAGUGAUGAGACAAGCACAUCAUCUACUCCCGUCAACAUAGUGGGUGAUAAUGUGCUGCCAAACAGCAUCUGUUCAACAGGGACACAAUGGCCGAGUGAAAUCCCACCAGAAGAGACCCAGCAAUCAAACGGCAUCUUCAAUUUGAAAAGUAGUCCGUCAUGUUGUACUUCUGCUACUAGUUUAACAACUGAAGAGAGAAUACCACCAGUUAGUAUUUCAUCAAGUGAGGCUCCAACACCAAGUGAUCUUUCAUUUAGAAAGACAGAAAUGGAUAGAACACCAUUUUUAACUCAAAAAGAAGAAUCUCCUAAACUCUUGGUAAAAAAACUUAUGAGCAGUCCAUCCCCAGAGAGAAAAUCCCAAACCAAGAAAUUCUCUUCGGAACUUUCUCACAACUCUCCAAAGUUAUCAUCAUUACAUAACCUCCUACCGGAUAAAACUAUGUCACCAAAUAUUGGAAUCCGAAGAGAUGCAACACCAAAUGCUAGCCCUUCCUCUGAAAGAAAGCUUUAUAAAUCUAAAUUACAAAAGAGACGGUCUCCAUAUUCUCAGUCUCUGGACAUGGGGUCACCACCUGUCAGACACCAGUCAAGUGGAAAGUUGCUCCCCAGAAAUCUCUCAUCAGACAAUGCAUCAGAGCCCACAAAUAAGAAAACAUCAUCCCAAAGAAAGCAUCACCAAACACCACAGUCAAUAAAAUCAACAGCUGAACUGGACAAAACACUAAACUGUAACACUCUAAUGCCAUUGAAAGCUAAUCAGAGUGAUGACAAUAAAGUGACAGAUGACCUUAUACCAGCAGAUCAAGAGAAAUCCAUAACACAAAUAAUGCCACAGCCUUUAAACAUCGCAAAUCAGCCAAACAUAAAACCUGUGCUUGAGAAAAUUUGCUACUCAAUAAAGUCAAUUAGACAAAUCACACAGAACAAACGUCCAUCGUGUCUGGAAAAGUCCAACAGCCUGCCUGACUUCUCCUCUCAUGUGGCCUCUACGUUUGGCUCAUCAACUACAGCUCUUCUUGCUUUCUUGUCUGUGAUGACCCUAAAGGAAGGCCUAACUAACCUAAAUAUGGAUGAGCUGAAUGCAAACAAUGUCAGCUGUGCCGAGGCUUUAAAAAUGAUUGAUUCUCUCAGAGAAAUUGCCAGCAUUGAGGAUUCCCAUGAGUUAAGAGUUAGUUUGUCCAAUUUACAGCAGUCAGCUUCGAAGCAGCUCCUGCAAAGUUGGAAGGGCUUUCAGGAUCUCAGCAACAAAUGCAAGAGUCGCGGCUCAACACCGAAUAAUCCAGAGCAAGAAUGUGUGACUGAGGCCAGUCCUGAAAAAGACUGUGACAUUGACAAAAAUGUCAUUGAUGAGAUUGUGAAUCAUCUUUACAUACCUGAGAAGCUCAAGGAGGAAUUGACCUCUCUUUCAAUGGGUGUCAAAAGUGACAGUGAAGAUGAAGAAAAGCUUGAAAAAGCGAAACCAAAAGAUAACAGAAAUAUAUCCGAUUUCUCCAAAAAAGAUGUUAAUGUCAGGGAUGUUACUCAAGAUGAGAAAGCUAAUGUUGAUGUGAGCUCCAUCAUUAAAAAAUUCACAGACAUUAACCAGCCAAAACAACGCAGCAUGGGUAGUAUAACUAAAGACAGCCUAUAUGGGCAGAGUGGUGUGGCCAAAUGUCCACCAGCUGAACCUAUUGAUAAACCGAUACCUGAAGCAAGGCAGCUUUACAGCUCAGUGAUUUUUGCAAAAGAUAACGAGCAGCAAAGCCACAAUGAAGAGCAAGAAAAGGCUAAAAUGAAUGGAGUACUAAGCAGUAAGAACCGUUUUGAACAAGACAGCCGUAUCUCUGAGGUAGAGGACAGACACAUAGGAGGUAAUCAGCUGCGGAUGCCCAGUGAAGAGAGUAUGCCUGAGAAUGAGCUUACCCAUGAUGACGAGUCAGGUUCAGAUGAGAAGGGGCAAAACAUGUUAAGUGCCAUUAAAGAUUUGGAGCCGAAUGCGAGCUGUAAGCAAAGUGUAUCCAGCUCAGAAGCAGGUGAGCAACAUAGUUCAGAGGAAUCAGACGUUGAAUGUGAGGAGAUACAACAGGAGAGCAAGGCUAGUGACGACUUGUCCAACCAUGAAAGUCACUCUGAGGAGGAAGGGGAGAAGCAACCAUGCUCAGAUUACUAUGUAGAAGGGAAUGUAAGAGGGAAGGAAAGAAUAUCGAGCCCUGAUAGUCAAAACAAGAUGUCAGAGGUUGAAUGUCAAGCAGGCUCUUUAGGACCGAAUGUUAGUGUUGAUAAAAGCACAUGUAACUCAGAUGUAGAGGAGCCAUCUUCAGAGGAAGAGCAGCCUGAGGUUGACUGUCAAGCAGGCUCUAUAGGACCAAAUGUCAGUGUUGAUGAAAGCACAUGUAACUCACAUGUGGAUGAGCCAUUCUCAGAGGAAGAGCAGCCUGAGGUUGAAUGUAAAGAGCUAAAGGUUUUUACUGAGGUAAGUAUGUCUGGCAAUGAGGUAGAGGAGGAAGAACACCUUGAUGAUCUUUCAGAUCACAGAGAACAAACUAAAUGUAAACAUACACACAUUUCUGAAGAGACAAAAAGCCAGAAUACUGUAGAAGGGGAUCUAAGCAAUUUGAUAGAAAAUCAGGAUUUAUAUACGAAAAAAGACAAUAGCAGUUUCAUAAAGUCUGAAAGUUUAACAAAGAGUUAUGGAUUUAAUGCCGAUGAGGAUAGUGGGAAUGAGCACAGCAGCUGUGAAGAACAUGCAGAGGUAGAGCAACCAAAGGUCGAAGAUGAACAGACCAACAGCUUGCAUGAAGAAGAAUUAAGCUACGGCAAAAAAGAGUCCAGCUCAGUAGAGGAAUAUGCCAAUAUGGACAGAUAUAAAGAAAAGAGCUUAACAGAAGACCUGAAAGCUCCUCCAGUGGCAACACAGUCGAAAAAUACAAAAUGUGAAAAGGCUGUGGAAAAACUCAAGCAUCAAUCUGAAGCAAUAAUAUCCCAAUCUGUCGCAGAGAGAGUAAUUCUUCUGGAAAAACAGGUUGCCAAUGCCCAAAAGACAACAGAAAGUUCCGCCACAAGACGUUGCUCACAAAAAAACGCCCCUCUUGAGUCGGACAUUGAGGAUUCACCCUCUGAAUCGCCCUCAUCUCAGUCGGCUCCCUGCACCCGAUCAGCUCGUCAGUCGUCAUUAUCUUUUAGCUACGAUUCCUGUGGCGUUAUAACAACAGAGCCUGAAAGCAACAGGGUCAGAUCCAUCAGGCAAAUGUUCCUGGCAAAGAGUGCCACAGAUAUCCCACACGGACCUGGACGUUUCCCGAGCCAGAAGAUAUCGGAGCGGUCCGAGUUACGAGCAGAGACCUCAGCUAGUGGCGGGUAUCAGUCUCUGACUUCAAGUGAGCUGUCUAGCAGCGAAGAUGAUUCAGCACGGAAAUCCAUCACUAAAGGCUUUGUGAGAAGAACAAUUGAAAGGCUUUAUGGCAAGAAAGAAGCUAAACCUGAUGAUGAAGCAAGUGAAAGGCCCUCAUCUGCGCCAAAACAGAAAAAGAAAGAACAUUCAAGCAUUUUCUCUCACUUCCAUAAAGCCCAGUCCAAAGCAAUGUCUGAGCUGUCUUACUUCAAUUCCUCUAAUGCACUAGACACCUUAAGUGAAGCAACACAUGUUGCUUUUAAUGUACAAGUCAGGCCUGAAGAAAGUGUCCCUAUUAAUAAUGAUCAAUGGCUCCUUAGAGAAAACACACUGAUCAGAAAGUCUGUUUCAGACCCGGUUGGAAUAAACAAAAACUUAAACUCUCCUCAAGGCGAAGGAAUGUGUGAGGAUACAGAAGAGAACACAUAUUCCCUUUUCAGCACAAAGUCUGAACUAGAAGACAAGAAGUCGUCUUUUUCAAGAAAGUGCACCUACUUUUCUUUGCCCCAUUCUAGUGACUCAUAUACAUGCCAGGAUGACCUGAGCACCGUUAGCAAGAGCAGCGCGAAUUAUGACAGUAUCGUAGAUACAAAGGACAAUUCAGAGGACACUAAAAUGUGGGCAGAGAGGAACGGCACACUGCCCUGUGUUGGUGUUAUUGACUUUAAGAUGAUGGAUAACAAAGUGCACCCGCUGACAGAGCCUCCACCUGUAGUUGUGCAGCCUGGGAAAGGUCAGGGUGUUGUGCGCAGGAUCCCGGAGCCUGAUAUGUUGGACAUACUUUACAAUUUUUGUGGUCAGAAUUGUCCCAUCCUGUAAGGACAUUUUAUCUUUUUUUAAAUACAACCACAAAACCAACACUAAGGACUUUUCUGUCUAUAUAUGUCUACAUUGUUGGGCUACAGCAUAAUAUAUUGUCUUUGGUGCCUACAUUUUGAUGUUGCCAUAGCCUUGGCAUAAUACACUAUCAUGUCAACUCAUUUGAGCCAAAUGCUGAAUGUGUUACAUGCCAAUGGAUUCAUGUUUAUUCAACCUUCAUACUUUACCAUGUAUGUUAAGAGCUUGUGAUCAAUUUAUCAGUUUAUGCUCCUUGUUUAAAGUGGAAGUGAAUUUUUUUCUCUCCUAACAUUGUGAUUGUGUAUUUGCCACACACACUCCAGAGCAGCUCUUUUCUUUUUAUAGGUUGCCUGUCAACAGAUCAAGUACCCAGAGCAUUACUGUAAUCUUGUUUUAAAACUCUUAAAACAGAUCCAAUGUCCCGCAGAUGUCAUGCAACAAGGCCAAUCCCCACUGCACUGAAUAAAUGGAUCAGUUUGUGGUCCCAUCUCAGGUCUGGGAUAACGUUCAGGUGUGCAAAUGGUAGAAAUUGUCAGUAAAUACUCAGUCUGAUGCUUGAUUUAAUGUCAUAUUGGUUGUCUAAAGUGUAAAUAAGACGUCAUUGAUUUUCACUAAGUAACCAUAGCUUAAUGCAUAUCUACGAUAACUUGACCUUUAUAAUUAGGAUAGGUGGUUCUAUGGUUUCAAUGUGGCAGCUGUGACAAUUUUGUGUCUUUAAAUUGACGUGUAAGAAUAAAAGUUUGUGUUU